This is a messenger RNA of Lecanosticta acicola, 567 nucleotides long. Lineage: Eukaryota; Fungi; Ascomycota; Dothideomycetes; Mycosphaerellales; Mycosphaerellaceae. The record is from the annotation of a GenBank genome assembly.
AUGAAGUUCUUCUCCUCCUCACACGAGUUCGACUACAGCUGGGAAGAGGUCAGCACGUGCAACUGGCGGAAAUACUGCCCUUGGAACGACAAAUCCACGCACGUAACAGCAGUCGACACACUCUCGCGGAGCCUCAACCCUUCCACCGGAAUCCUACGCACCGAGAGGCUCAUCACAUGCAAGCAAUCUGCGCCCUCGUGGAUGCAGACGCUACUCGGGCAAUCGAGCGAUACAUCGCACGUGUACGAAGUCAGCUACGUGGACCUGCGAGCGAAGAAGGUGACCAUGUGCAGUCAGAAUAUGACGUGGAGCGAUCUGUUGAGCGUGCAAGAGACGGUGAUCUACAGGCCGGCGAGGGAAAUGGGCAAGACGGUUUUCGAGCAGAAUGCGAAAAUCAUUGCGCUCUGUGGCGGGUGGCAGCGGAUCAAGAACAAGAUCGAGGAGUUUAGUGUCGAGCGGUUCAAGCAGAAUGCUGUGAAGGGGAGAGAAGGGUUCGAGAGGGUAUUGGCGAUAAGUCGGGAGGUGUUCGCGGAGGAGCGGAGGAAGACGGGGCUUGCUGCGGCUUAG